Anoplophora glabripennis (Asian longhorned beetle) is the source of this 1091-nucleotide messenger RNA. RefSeq lists its product as uncharacterized. NCBI's taxonomy places the organism in Eukaryota, Metazoa, Arthropoda, Insecta, Coleoptera, Cerambycidae. Bases 346 to 774 code for a protein of 142 amino acids. The transcript is spliced from 4 exons. The record is from RefSeq and is a predicted model, not a curated record.
UUGCUGUUUUGUGUAAUUUCACACUUAUUCAUUCUUGAAAGCGUUCUUUUAGUUCUUAGAACUAUAUACCGUUAAGUAGCUUCAUCAGCAACCUUCGAGCAUAUACUCCUGCGUCUACUGCUCGAAGUCAGCAACACGUCGAAUAUUGCCCAUUCUCGUCCCAUUCAUCUACUCAUAACUGUUUAUAUGACGUAUACCAAUUUUGCGAAGGUUGUAUGACCAAAAACAAGAUUGCGGAGGCUGGAGCCCACCUCAUUUGCAAUUCACAAAUGCUGCUUUAACUACCACAAAAUCAGUUUCUAACUGUGAAAUAUUACCAAAGGCAGUUACCAACAAUAAACAGAAAUGAAUUCUUCAGUUAUCCUCCUUAUUUUUGCCCUUGCGGCCUGUGUUUUUGCCGCCAAGGACAUGAUGAGGAAGAGCAUAGUCUUCGACAAGAACACCCCCGACGUUUUCUACUGUCCUAUUCACAAACCGACAGGAUUUGACAAGCUAAUAGUGAAAGCCCGAUCACUGAAAAAGCUUUGCGAGUUUGAGGGAAACCCCCUACCGGAAGACUAUAAGAGCGAUUGUUACCAGGAUGUGGACGAGUCCGAUUACGCCUGUAAAGAGAAGUACAGGAUUAUGAUGAGAAUGCACCCCCCAGGUUCCGACGAUGAAUACGAUGGCACCAGAAUGGCCCGUUUCAUCGAUGUCGAUAAAGAAUACUACGUCAUGAAAAUACUGGACAAAAAAGGCAAACCUAAAAUCCAUCUAGCCAACCGACUAGGCUGAACGCUUGUGUUAUAAUGCCACAGUAAUAUGACUAAUGUUACUAAUUUUUAUAUGAUUGUUAAUUUUUUUAAUUCUAUUUUUGUUAACUAAAAGACAAAUACAUAAAGACGCAAGACCAAAUUUAAAAAUAAAUGAUUAUAGUUUCCAUGAAACUAAAUUCCUUGAACAUUUCCUAUCGCUGGCACUUCAGAUUUUUUAAAGAUUUAUAAACUAAUAAAUUAAAAACCAAUGAUAUACGUACUUGUAAUUAUCGAAAAUAUUUGCAGAAAUUCCUCUAUCUUUUAGAUAAAAAAAUGUAUGCUCUGUUUGUACAUACU